AACGUUUCUAAAAAAAUUGUCCACCAUUUGUUUCACUUGUCCACCGAAGCACUAUCUAUAUUUCCCUGAAUCGUACUAGGUUUUUCUUUUCCCCCUAAAUCCCUGAUUUUUGAUUCAUCCCCUUUCUCCUUCUCACUAUACGUACUUCACUCAUAUUCUGCAAUUCCACUUUUUCUUUCUUUCUCUUCUUCAAUUAACACAUUAACCACCACACUCACACAUUCACAUUCUCCAAAAAUGGAUCUCCUCAACCAAUACUCCGAUCCAGAUUCAUCCGACGACGAAAACCCUAACUCAACCGACCACCACGAUUCCUCCCCACCUCGCCUCCUUCCUUCCCGUUCCGCCGCCCCCAAAGUCGACGACACCAUGCUCGCCCUCUCCGUCGCCGACCCUAAAACCCUCUCUAAACCCAUCGACCCAACUCAACACGCCGUCGGCUAUAACCCUACCUACGACCAGCUCUGGGCUCCCAUUCAAGGUCCAUCUCAUCCUUACGCUAAAGACGGUUUAGCACAAGGUAUGCGUAAUCAUAAGCUAGGGUUUGUUGAAGAUGCUAACAUUGAACCUUUUCUAUUCGAUGAACAGCAUAACACUUUUCUUAAAUUCGGUUAUGCUGCGGAUCCGUCUGCGUCGAAUUAUGUUGGUGAUUUUGAUGCUUUGCAGAAGAAUAAUGCUGCUUCGGUUUAUAAUAUUCCUCACCGUGAACAGAAGAAGCGGAGAAUUGAAGCUGAGAAGAAGAAGGAAGAGAAUGGUGAUGAAGAAGAUGAUGAUAACAAUAAUGAUGGUGGGGAAGAUGGUGUUGAGAUUGAAAAUCCGGCUUCGGAGGCGUGGUUGUUGAAGAAUAAGAAGAGUCCUUGGGCUGGGAAGAAGGAAGGUUUACAAGGAGAGUUAACGGAGGAUCAGAAGAAGUAUGCGGAAGAGUAUGCGAAGAAGAAAGGUGAAGAGAAGAGUGGUUUUGGUGGUGAAAAGGUUGAGGCUGUUAAAGAUAAGAGUACUUUUCAUGGUAAAGAGGAAAGGGAUUAUCAAGGUAGGUCUUGGAUUGCACCUCCUAAAGAUGCUAAAGCGAGUAAUGAUCAUUGUUUUAUACCGAAGAGAUUGGUUCAUACUUGGAGUGGACACACGAAAGGGGUUUCUGCUAUUCGGUUUUUCCCUAAGUCUGGUCAUUUGAUUCUCUCUGCUGGUAUGGAUACAAAGGUUAAGAUUUGGGAUGUUUCCAAUACUGGAAAAUGUAUGAGAACUUAUAUGGGACACUCGAAAGCUGUUAGGGAUAUUUGUUUCACCAAUGAUGGAACUAAGUUUUUGAGUGCUGGUUAUGAUAAGAAUAUCAAGUAUUGGGAUACUGAAACGGGGCAAGUCAUAUCGACAUUCUCAACCGGGAAGAUCCCUUAUGUCGUAAAGCUUAACCCAGAUGAAGAUAAGCAGAAUGUUUUGUUGGCUGGUAUGAGCGACAAGAAGAUUGUUCAGUGGGAUAUGAAUACUGGACAGAUAACUCAAGAGUAUGAUCAGCAUUUGGGGGCUGUGAAUACCAUUACUUUUGUUGAUAACAAUAGGAGAUUUGUUACUUCCAGUGAUGACAAGUCACUUAGGGUAUGGGAAUAUGGUAUUCCUGUGGUUAUAAAGUAUAUUAGUGAGCCACACAUGCAUUCUAUGCCAUCCAUUUCCCUUCACCCCAACGCAAAUUGGCUCGCUGCGCAGAGUUUGGACAACCAGAUACUUAUUUAUAGCACAAGGGAGAAGUUUCAACUUAACAAAAAGAAGAGGUUUGCUGGACACAUCGUUGCUGGAUAUGCUUGCCAGGUCAAUUUUUCGCCGGAUGGACGCUUUGUUAUGUCGGGAGAUGGUGAGGGUAAGUGUUGGUUCUGGGAUUGGAAGAGUUGCAAAGUCUUCAGAACUCUCAAGUGUCAUGAAGGUGUUUGCAUUGGUGCGGAGUGGCAUCCUCUGGAACAGAGCAAAGUAGCAACGUGUGGCUGGGACGGGUUGAUAAAGUACUGGGACUAGUUUCUUUUGUUCAACGAUGCCUGUUGCUGGACAAGUAGCGAAAGUAGAGUACACAAAACACUACUUGACUACAAAAGCAGUAGCAACAUAAUGGAUUCACCUGUUGAUGUGGUGUUCCUUGGCUUAAUUUGUCAGUGGCACUAAUUGAAUAUUAUCACGAGAUCUCUCUUACACUGAUCAAGACACUGUCGCCAAGCAUUACGUGCUAAUUGCACUGUUGUAGUACCAUAACAGAGUUUUUUAUGAUGUUUUUUAGACUUUUGUAUAAUAGUCAUUUAAGUUAGAUAUUUACCAGUUGGAAAAGUUCCCUGUCAUGUUGCAGUUUAAUUAAGUUUUGCGAUUGGGGUUGUGAAUAAUUUUGUAGGAUUUUUGACAAUACAUUUAUGGGUUGAUCAGGGAUGAUCCUCUGACUAUGGCACAUUGGUAUUUUGGUGAUCUUAUAUGGCGAUAUCGAAAAUCCGCAAAGUACUCCCUCUUUUGAUUAUUACAUUAUGCUCCGAUUCAGUUGUUAAUGCCCCUAGGUAUUCACCCCUUACCCCUUUGGUGCCUCUGGCUGUAGUGUGUACCCUACACUUUCUUAUAGCAUCUUCAAUGUCAUUUUGUAAGGAAUCCAUUUUGAGUUUCAA
This is a messenger RNA of Trifolium pratense (red clover), 2627 nucleotides long. RefSeq names its product pre-mRNA-processing factor 17. NCBI's taxonomy places the organism in Eukaryota, Viridiplantae, Streptophyta, Magnoliopsida, Fabales, Fabaceae. The record is from RefSeq and is a predicted model, not a curated record. The transcript has 2 exons. Gene Ontology annotation, cellular component: catalytic step 2 spliceosome. Bases 238 to 2001 code for a protein of 587 amino acids. Gene Ontology annotation, molecular function: mRNA binding; protein binding. Gene Ontology annotation, biological process: mRNA splicing, via spliceosome.